This is a messenger RNA of Alexandromys fortis (reed vole), 1748 nucleotides long. Its product is annotated as protein mono-ADP-ribosyltransferase PARP14-like. Gene Ontology annotation, biological process: negative regulation of gene expression; protein poly-ADP-ribosylation. Gene Ontology annotation, cellular component: cytoplasm; nucleus. The record is from RefSeq and is a predicted model, not a curated record. The transcript is spliced from 7 exons. NCBI's taxonomy places the organism in Eukaryota, Metazoa, Chordata, Mammalia, Rodentia, Cricetidae. Bases 237 to 1601 code for a protein of 454 amino acids. Gene Ontology annotation, molecular function: NAD+-protein mono-ADP-ribosyltransferase activity; transcription corepressor activity; NAD+ poly-ADP-ribosyltransferase activity.
CAAGUGUGGAGAACGAAUGUUCUGUCUUGGCUCAGCAGAACAGUGAGUACAUAGUUACUUAAGGUGGAUCACUGAGAUGCAAGAUUAUUAUUCACGUUGUUGGUGGGAAUGACGUGAAGAGAUCAGUUUCCUGUGUUUUAGAAGAAUGUGAACAACGGAACUACUCAUCCAUUUGCCUACCAGCCAUUGGCACAGGAAGUGCUCAACAGGACCCAGAUGCAGUUGCUAAAGCCAUAAUGGAUGCCAUUGAAGAAUUUAUCCAGAAAACAUCAGUGCAGGCUGUGAAGAAAGUCAAAGUUGUUAUCUUCCAGCCUCAUAUCCUGAGUGUUUUUUAUGACAACAUGAAAGACAGAGAAGGCUCCCCAGCUCCUCCCCAGCCGUCUCUACUGUCUAAGAUCACCUCCUUUUUUGGCUUUUCAAAGCACACUCCCCGCAAACAGAACACCCUGGUUUUGGAGAAGAAAAUAGAACAGACAGUUUUCCAGGUAUGUGGCAAAGAUGAAGACAGUGUGGAACGCACGAUCAUUUGGAUACAGACUCUGAUCACCCAGGAGCAGAAUUCUUUUAGCAUUGAGGAUGAGUGUUUCAGAGACUUUGGUGAGAAGGAGUACAAGAAGCUGAAUGAGCUGCAGGAGAGGCUGAAUAUCGUCAUUGAGCUGGACCAGAAGACAGCUUUGAUUAAAGUUACAGGAAUCAGCAGAGAUGUGAUUGGAGCUAGAGUUGAGAUUGAAAACCUGAUCAAGAGCAUCCGAUUGGCUAAAGAGAAGGAAAGCCAGGCAGACUAUGUCCUCACAUUCGUGGAAUGGCGAUAUAUUGACAACAAUGUCAUAUACUGUUUCGACAAAAUAACUACCAUGCAGUUGGAGAACGCACGGCAGGCAAAGCACAAGAGCACUGUUGUCAAAAUUAAUAAUCAGGACUUCACAGUGAACUUGAGGACAAACACGGCCACAGGCCCUCAAGGACAGAGUGUCACAGUACGGCGCAUCUUAAAAGAUGAAGCUGAAAUCCCUUCAAAUUGGAGCGACAUGGGGCAGAAGAAAUUGCUUGUGGUCAGUCUGCAAACGAAUGAUCCUGAGUAUAUCACGGUGGCAAACCAGUUCCACCAGACCUGCCAAAACUUCGUCAUAGAGAAGAUUGCAAGGAUCCAAAAUCCUGCUCUCUGGAGGAAGUAUCAGGCAAACAAAAAAAUCAUGGAUGAAAAGAAUGGCCAUGAAAGAAAUGAGAAACAACUCUUCCACGGAACGGAGGAUAGCUCUAUUCCACAGCUCAACAGCCACGGAUUUAACCGCAGCUAUGCUGGGAAAAAUGCCACACGCUAUGGGAAGGGAACCUAUUUUGCUGUCCAUGCUUCCUAUUCAGCUCAUGAUACAUAUUCCAGACCAGACGCCAAUGGGAAGAAGCAUAUGUAUUACGUGCGGGUUCUCACUGGAAACUACACAACUGGAAACCAGUCACUGAUUGUGCCUCCUCCACGGGACCCUCAAAAUCCUACUGACUUGUACGACACUGUCACAGAUGAUGAUAAAAACCCAAGUUUAUUUGUAGUGUUCUAUGACAACCAAGCAUACCCAGAGUAUCUCAUCACCUUUAGGCGGUGACACUUCAGGGCACCUUCAUGCAUUUGCUGCAAGACAAAUUUUAACUGCCUUCCUCCUUAUGCUGUCUCUAAGAGCACAAGGUUUUUCUUUGCCAUGGACAUGUUUCCUCAGCUAGUCCUCAAUGGUAGAAAUGAAUUGCCACACCAA